AUGGAGAGACAUUUCAGAUCACGAUCCGUUUCAGUAGUGGGACGAGCGUUUCAUACGGUGGACGAGCGUUUCAAACGGUGGACGAGCGUUUCAAACGGUGGACGAGCGUUUCAUACGGUGGACGAGCGUUUUUUAUUUGCCCCCUUGUUCAUUCCGGGACUGGGGAUAGACGAUGCCUUUCGUUUGUUUGAGAUUUUAGUUACUUGGAAAGACACUGCACUUUGA
Peronospora matthiolae is the source of this 225-nucleotide messenger RNA. NCBI's taxonomy places the organism in Eukaryota, Oomycota, Peronosporomycetes, Peronosporales, Peronosporaceae. The record is from the annotation of a GenBank genome assembly.